Messenger RNA from Gaeumannomyces tritici R3-111a-1, 2941 nucleotides. RefSeq names its product adaptin ear-binding coat-associated protein 2. NCBI's taxonomy places the organism in Eukaryota, Fungi, Ascomycota, Sordariomycetes, Magnaporthales, Magnaporthaceae. The transcript has a single exon. The record is from RefSeq and is a predicted model, not a curated record. Gene Ontology annotation, biological process: endocytosis. The coding region runs from base 105 to 998 and encodes 297 amino acids. Gene Ontology annotation, cellular component: membrane; clathrin vesicle coat.
GGCAUUUUUCCCGAAAAAGUGGUUGGAGGUGGUUGAAUCCCAGAGCAACACUUGAGCGGGGGUGAAGCGGGCUUGAGCUGCAGCGGCUAAUCCACGUGGGACGCAUGUUUUUCGUGGAUGACUACCCAAGUAGGCAGCACCGCUCAAUGACCAGAGACCCCGCCAGAGGGCGCACCACCACAACCCACACCAUGGAGACGAUAGACCCGGCGACGGGCCGCCAGCUGCCGGCCGACGCCAUCCAGCGCGUGCUCUUCAUCGCGCCCGCCGUGCACGUCUACAACAUACCGCCCCUGGCCUCCACCAAGGGCUACACGGCCGCGACCUGGACAGAGGACCCCAAGCGCCACAUCUUCACCGCCCGCCUGCGCGCCAUCGAGACGGCCGUGCCCCAGCCCGGCGGCGCCGAGGACCGCGUCAAGACGGACGUGGUGCUCGAGGACCCGGCCUCGGGCCAGCUCUUCGCCGCCGCCCCCUACACGUCGGCCGCCGUCGUCGAGCCCGCCCUCGACAGCUCGCGCUUCUUCGCCCUGCGCGUCCAGGACGACUCGGGCCGCAGGGCCGUCCUGGGCAUCGGCUUCGAGGAGCGGAGCGAGUCCUUCGACUUUGGCGUCGCCCUGCAGGAGGCCCGCCGCGCCCUGGGCCUCGAGCAGGAGCCCCGCCCCGGCCCCGCCGCCGCCGCCGAGGACGCCAAGCCCGAGGUCAAGCGCGACUGGAGCCUGAAGGAGGGCCAGACCAUCACGGUCAACCUGAGCAGCACCAAGUUCGGCGGCCGCGCCCGCACCCAGCAGCAGGAGGAGCAGCCCUCGGCCCCGCUCGGCUCCUUUGCCCUGGCACCGCCGCCCUCGGCCGCGCCCAGCGCCGGCGGCUUCUCACUCCCUCCCCCUCCGAGUGCUCCGAGCUCUAGGUCACACGCCAGGACGGCCAGCAACGCCUCACAAAAAAAGGCGGCGGCCGACCUCGGCUUUGACGACGGGCAGUUUGGGGAGUUUGCAUGAAUGGGGGAAUCGAGAAACGGACAUAAAAAGUCGCCCUGUCGAAAUAGCACACAAAGAUGUGUCACGAGUACAUUGGGCUCUGCGGCUGCAUUUAUGCUCGCCUAUACCCAAAUAUAUUCGCUUCUAGGAUCACUUGCCUGAGCUCUCCCUCCAUCCGAGGUUCACUAACGCGCCCUAACCCCUCCUGACCCCAAUCCCCAAUUGGUUGGCCGCCUAGCCCGCACCCGUAGCCAUCUCCCAUAGUGGUCGGGCUUCUCCGUGCCAGACAGAUUUAAGGGACGGGAGGCUCAUGCGUUUGUCUCGCGGCUUGGGACAGUAGUACAGACUAAAGGUGUCCAUCGAUACGCUGCGACCUCCGCACCUGCGCCCGCUCCAGAUGCGCAAAAAGGGGCUGCUUGGACGUUUGAUGCAAGUGUCCAAACCCGAGAGUCGGUUCUUGUGAUGGCGGCGACUGCCUUGUCCUCUUUCGCCGUCGCGCCCUUUUUCGUCGCAUGUCAUCACGGCAUCCUGGCAGAUGGGUUUUUCUGACCUCGCCUGGUCGUCUUGCCGUUGAACGCCUGCUCGACACAGGGGAUCAAUGCCCUCCCGCACCUGUUCCCCUUCCGCUGAUUUGAAAUCCCCCAGGCCGCCGCGCUCCCAAGAACUGACCGCGGAGAACUUCACUCUAGGCUCAAAGACGGGUGAUAAGGGGCUCAGAAGCGGGGCCUCGGGCGGACAUGCCACACUCGGAACAAGCGGCGCCUGGGCCGCCUCCUCCGCCUGAACCCACCGCCCGGGAGCCGCCCGCGGGCCCGCGCCCCCGUGGCCCCUCCACAGCGGCGCGUCGGACUCGGCCGCGCAGCCGGCGCCGGCGCCCCAGAAGGGCUGGCUGUACACCACAGGCAACACCGGAGCCACCAUGACCCGCUGCCGUUGUUGCUGCCGUUGUUGCUGCCGUUGUUGCUGCUGUUGCUGCUGUUGCUGCUGCUGCUCGACGUGGAGGUCGCCGAGCCGCAGGAGGAUCAGGCGCCCCUGCUGUUCCGCCUCGGCGAGCCUGCGCCGCAGCAGCGCAGCCUCCUUGCGCAGCCUGCGACGGUCGGACCCGCGCCCCUCGCCUCCGCCGCCGCCGCCGCCGCCGCCGCUGCCGGGGUCCUCGGCGGCGGGGGCGGCGGGAGCGGCCGGCUGUAUGGCGAGGAGGCGCUCCUCGACCUGCCGCAGGCUCUGGAACAGCCCCAUGGCGCGGUCGUCCUGCCGCCUGAGCGCGCACGCGAGGUACGCCUGCUCGGGGUGCUGGUGCUGCUGCUGCUGCUGCUGCUGUCCGAGGUGGGACGACGACAACGACGAGAGCCCGUGGAGGGCAUACGUGACUGCCGGCAGCGGCGGCGGCGGUGGCGGGGCGAAAGGGGGAGGAAGUGUCGGGUCGACGGGGCGGGGGUUGGAUGGGCGGGCCUGAGAGGAGCCAUCCUUGGGAGGAGGGGUUUGGCGUCCCGGCGCCCGUGAGGGAAGUGACCCCGCGGGCUGGGCGCCUUUGUUGGUAGCCAUGAUGGGAUGUGGUAUCGCGGUCGAGUUUAUUACUGGGUGCUGGGUGGUUUCGCUGGUGUGCCGCGAGGGCUGCUGGUCGCUGUGGGCAAGGGCGGGGAGACGAGAGCACAAUAUGCUGGCCUUGCAGAUCGAUCGGGGGAAGAGGCGAGGGGCGGGUUUGUAUCUGGGGCGCUCACCCGUUAUGUUGAUAUAUUAGACACAUCGAUGAAAGGGAGCGGGUGGGGAUAUCCAUCCAUGGAGCUUAUGGGCAAAGAGCCGAGGAGGUGGUUUGGCCGGACUCGGCCGCGGUGCUCCGAGGCACUAGCUCGUUCGCCACCGAAUGUCUUAAUGUCGCGACGGACAAAGAAAAGCGGAAGGAAAUAGAAGCACAGGAAAUUUCAAGCAAAUUUGCCAAUAUGACCAGAGGUGACAUUAUACGCCGG